Sorghum bicolor (sorghum) is the source of this 763-nucleotide messenger RNA. Its product is annotated as protein yippee-like At4g27745. The transcript has 3 exons. The record is from RefSeq and is a predicted model, not a curated record. Bases 210 to 530 code for a protein of 106 amino acids. Lineage: Eukaryota; Viridiplantae; Streptophyta; Magnoliopsida; Poales; Poaceae.
AAACGCAUUCGAGAGCUUUCCCUAAUCCACCUUCUCACUUCUGAUCCUGACCUCAACCCCGGCACCGCCGCCGUCUCUCUCUCUCUCUCUCUCUCUAACCCGCUUCUCCACCUCCCUCUCCUCGGCUGCUCUCCGCGCGUCCACCGGGUCUACGCCGCAUCGGAUUGGUUAGUCGGCACUGGUGAGGUCGCGCGGGGUACCGUCGGUCGAUGGCGGAGCUUGUGGGGCCGCGCGUAUACAGUUGCUGCACUUGCCGGAACCACGUCUGCCUCCACGACGACAUCAUCUCCAAGGCCUUUCAGGGGAGGAAUGGCCGUGCAUUUCUGUUCUCUCAUGCCAUGAAUGUAGUUGUGGGGGCGAAGGAGGAUAGGCAGCUUAUGACAGGGCUACACACAGUCGCUGAUAUCUACUGUAAUGAUUGCCGUGAGGUGUUGGGCUGGAAGUAUGAGAGAGCAUAUGAAGAGACACAGAAAUACAAGGAAGGAAAAUUCAUAUUCGAGAAGUCAAAGAUUGUCAAAGAAAACUGGUAGUAUCCAAGUUGUCACUCACCAAAUAUUCUGGUGAAGAUGAAUUGGUCAUUGUUACAUGGCAGUAUGCUUUUGGAUGUUUGUGUCCCUGUAAAUAGCCUUCCUCGAUGGAUUGCAGUGCUAAGGCGCCUCAUGUUCUCGCCUUAGAAUUGUAAAACACACUUAUUCCUGUUCAUUUGUGUGAAUAAGAUACUGCAUGUGGUUUUUUGGUAUGGAAUUAUGGCCUCUAAUGUGCA